Adineta ricciae is the source of this 1194-nucleotide messenger RNA. Lineage: Eukaryota; Metazoa; Rotifera; Eurotatoria; Adinetida; Adinetidae. The record is from the annotation of a GenBank genome assembly.
AUGGGAAAAGAAAUCGAUCGAAUAUUAAUUCAACAAACAGCUCAACAAUAUCGAAAUAUUUUAAUCGAAAAAGGAAGAGCAGAUCUCGAUAAAUUAAAGAGAAAAUUUGAUGAAAUAACAGAAAAAAUGAAAAAAGUUCAAAAAGAAAAUGAAUUUAAUGAAUUUGAUUUGAAUUAUUUCAAAGAUCAAUUAAUGGAAAUGAAAAAACAUUCGGAAAAUCAACUGGAAAUGAAUUCAAAGGAAAAUUCACAAAUAUUCAUCGAAAAACUCUCGAAAAGAGUUAUUCAAAAAUUAAUUUUGGGGAAAUGGAGACAAAAUGGAUCGACAAUAUGUGGAGGAAAUGGAGAAGGAGAAGAAUUAAAUCAACUUUCAGAUCCUGAAGGAAUAUUUAUCGACAAACAUCAAAAUAUUUUUAUUGCGGAUUCGGGGAAUCAUCGAAUUGUUCGAUUGAAAAGAAAUGAAAAUCGAGGAACAAUAGUGGCUGGUGGAAAUGGAGGAGGAAACAGUUUGAAUCAAUUGGAUCGACCAACAGGUGUGAUUUUUGAUGAACAAAAUAAUUCAAUCAUCAUUGCUGAUUGUGGAAAUCGAAGAGUAAUGCGUUGGUUUUUGAACACAAAUCAGUCGGAGAUUCUUAUUCACAAUAUCGACUGUUGUCGGUUAACAAUGGAUGAAUUCGGAUUUGUUUAUGUUUCAGAUGGGGGGAAAGAUGAAGUGAGAAGAUGGAAAAUGGGAGAAAAGGGUGAAGGAACAUUAGUUGCUGGUGGAAAUGGAAAAGGAGAUCAACUCAAUCAGUUCAACGUUCCAACUGUUCUGUUUGUCGAUGACGAACAAUCUCUUUAUGUUUCAGAUCGGGGAAAUGAUCGUGUGAUGAAAUGGAGAAAAGAUGCGCAGGAAGGAAUUGUUGUUGCUGGUGGAAAUGGAAGAGGAGAGAAUCUGAAUCAAUUGGAUGGUCCUGAAGGAAUCAUUGUUGAUCAUGGGGGUCGAAUUUAUGUUGCGGAUUUUGCGAAUCAUCGAAUAGUGCGAUGGUGUGAAGGAGAUGAAGAAGGUGAAAUAAUUGUUGGUGGAAGUGGAAAAGGAAAUGGACCUAAUCAAUUGUCUUAUCCUGUCGGUUUAUUAUUUGAUGGUGAAGGAAAUCUUUAUGUUGGUGAUCGUGGAAAUCAUCGAAUUCAACGAUUUGAUUUAGUUCACCUUUGA